Colius striatus (speckled mousebird) is the source of this 2428-nucleotide messenger RNA. It is a transcript of the gene UTP14A, whose product is annotated as UTP14A small subunit processome component. Gene Ontology annotation, biological process: rRNA processing. Gene Ontology annotation, cellular component: small-subunit processome; nucleolus. The record is from RefSeq and is a predicted model, not a curated record. The coding region runs from base 114 to 2327 and encodes 737 amino acids. The transcript is spliced from 14 exons. NCBI's taxonomy places the organism in Eukaryota, Metazoa, Chordata, Aves, Coliiformes, Coliidae.
GAAGGGCUCCGCCACGGCGAGGCGGGGCCGGGCCGCUCCGCUCCGCCCGCUGGGCCCCGCCGUGACGUCGUGCGGGCGGAAGCGGCGCGCUUGGCGGCAGGUCGCGCGGCGCCAUGGCGGAGGACUGGCUGGGCGUGGAGGCGGCCCCGAGCGGCAGCGAGGCCGAGGACGAGGGCCGGGAGGAUGGUGAGCGGCGGCACCGGCAGCUGCUGGAGGCGGUCAGCUCUCUCUCCGGGCGGAGGCGGAGGAAGCUGGCAGAGCGGACCGAGGCCAGCGUGCAGGUGUCCGAAUUCAACGUCAGCUGCCAAGGAACCGGGGAGAAGCUGGUCCUGUCCGAGCUGCUGCAGCCCAUCCGCCCCCAGUCUGCCCUGAGCAGCGUGAGGAAGGAGCUGAGCAGGGUGAAGCGGAAGAAGCCCGUGGAGCUGCCGCUGAGCAAAGAGGAGGCCGAGCGGGUCGUGAGGGAGGCAGCCUACGUCCGGACUUCCAAAGACGUGGGCAAGUGGCAGGAGGUGGUGCUGCAGAACCGGCGGGCAGAGCAGCUCGUGUUCCCCCUCAGGCAGGAGAUCCCCACGCUGGUGCCCCUGGAGCACGCGGCGGCUGCGUGGAAGGCCCGAACUCCCCUGGAGCAGGAGGUCUUUGCGCUGCUCCACCGGACGCGGCAGCCCAUCACAGACCCGCUGCUGACGCCGGCCGAGACGGCCUCGCUGGAGGCCAUGAGCCUGGAGGAGGCCCGGCAGCGGCGGGCAGAGCUGCAGAGGGCACGGGCCCUGCAGUCUUACUAUGAAGCCAAAGCUCGUCGAGAGAAGAGGAUCAAGAGCAAGAAGUACCAUCGUGUGCUGAAGAAAAGCAAGAGGCGCAAGGCCUUGAAGGAGUUUGAGCUGCUGCACAAGUCAGACCCUGAGGCUGCCUUGGCCAGGCUGGAGGAGCUGGAGCAGCUCAGGAUGCAGGAGCGGAUGAGUCUCAAACACCAGAACAAGGGAAAAUGGGCCCGUUCCAGGGCCAUCAUGGCUAAGUAUGACCUGGAGGCCCGCAAGGCCCUGCAGGAGCAGCUGGCCAGGAACAAGGAGCUGACGGAGAAGGUGCGUGUGGAGCUGCCUGUGGAGGAGCCGGACGAGGCUGUGCCGGAGGAGGAGCCGCCGGCAGCCAGGCCCGUGGCCCCCAGCACAGCCAACCCCUGGAUGUUGGGCAAGCCCAGUGGCCUGGCCCCAGAGCCACAGCUGCAGGAGGGGCUCGGAGGCGUGGCAGAGCCUGGUGCUCCAGGGAGCAAAGAGGACGUGGAGGAGGACGAGAAGGAAGAGGAGGUGUCAGAGGAAGAAGCUCUGCUCCAGGGCUUUGCGCAGAGACGGCAGGCGCGGCGGGCAGGGAGCCCCGAGGGCCGAGGUGCUGGUGAGACAGAGGCAGCUUCUGAACUGCUGGGGGACAACCCCAUCAGUGCCAAGGGAGAGGCGAGCCCUGGGCCGGAGGAGCCCCCCCAGGCCCAGGAGGAGCCCCCCCAGGCCCAGGAGGAGCCACUGCUGUCGGAGCAGCUGGGCAGAGUGCGGACAAUGGAGGAGGUUGAGGCUUUGGGCUCGGAGGAGCGUGCGGAGGAGCAGAAGCCAUCGGCCGCAGGAGCGCAGCAGCGGGGGCAGCAGCGGCGGGAGGGCAGCGCCAGGGCCAAGCGAGCCAAGAAACCAGCCAAGAAGCAGCUGCUGAGCCUGCAGGCCGUGCUGGCGGGCGAGCCGCGGGAGGCGCAGUGCCCCAGCCUGCCCCUGGUCCUGGAGGAGGAGGACGGGGGCGUGGACCAGAGAGGGGUGAUCACAGAGGCCUUCGCCGGGGACGACGUGGCGGCGGAUUUCCGUCGGGAGAAGCGCAAGGCGGAGCAGGCCGGGAAGCCGCGGGCCGUGAGCCUGGCGCUGCCGGGCUGGGGCGAGUGGGGCGGCGGGGGGCUGCGGCCCAGCGCCAAGCGGCUCAAGCGCUUCCUGCUGAAGCCACCGCCAGCGCCGCCCCGGCGCGACCAGCACCUGCCCCAUGCCAUCAUCAGCGAGCGGCGCAACAUCCACGCGGCAGCGCACCAGGUCAGUGAGCUGCCCUUCCCCUUCGAGAAGCACCAGCAGUUCGAGCAGAGCAUCCGCACGCCGCUGGGCCCCACAUGGAACACGCAGCGCGCCUUCCAGCGCCUCACCGCUCCCCGCGUGCUCACCCGCGCCGGCCACAUCAUCCCUCCGCUGGCUGCCGACGACGUCCCCGCGGGCGGCCCCGGGCCCGGCAGCACGGCCCAGCCGCAGCGGGCAGCGGGGCAGCGGCAGGAGCAGCCCCUGGGCCGCCCACGGGGCCGGCGGCGGCCGUAGUGCCCAGCCCGUGGACCGCACCCCAGACCUGGCACCAGCUCUUCUGGGACCUUUCUGCUCUCCCAACAAUAAAGCCCCAGGGCUGCCCUGUGUGUGCAGGC